UUCAUACCCACUGCAGCAGCAGCAUGGCGUCAAGAGACUGUCAUUUAAAUGGUGCUUUACAAAAGUUCGAAAAAGCUACGAAGAAUCCAGAAAGAUAUAUUAGUUCCCAACCAGCUCAUGAAAACGCUCUGACAUCAUGCACCCAGACUUUGUUUGGACUGGCAGCGAGUCAUGCAGAGGCAAAUCUCAACUCUUCAAAUCCGCUAUCAGAGCUUAUCACCGAAGGAUUCGAUGAGGAACAGAUAUGGCAGGAGCUCGAACUGCAGAAUCAGCCUUGUCUUGGCACCCUUGUGAAGCAUGUUUCUAAAGCAAUUGCUGUAAGAAAUAGACUUCAUCUCCAAGUCCCCAAUGCAAAAAGCACUCUUGGGGUUGAGGAUGGAGAUCAAGAUGAGGAGAGUUCUGAUGGUGACGAUGAGGGAGAUGAUGAAGAAGAUGAUGAAGGUGAAGAAGACGAAGGGGAUGCAGAUCAUGAUGAGCUGAUGGAUAGCGAGAAUGAAGAAGAAAAUCUUAGUUUAACAAGAACAAGAAAACCAAAGAAAGCCAGCAAAGACUCUGAUGAAAGUGACGAGUCUGAUACGAAUUUCGACAUUGAUGAGUUGCACUCAAGAACUAAACCGAAAAAGAAAACUUCAAAGACAAAUGCUUUGUCGGAGGACAAGGGUGGGAAGGGUAAAGCGUCGGUCGUUGAUGAUCAGUUUUUCAGACUUGAAGAUAUGGAGAAGUUCUUAGAGAUGGAGGAUGCAAAGGAAGCAAAGCGUGUGAGACGAAUGGAAAGAAAAGAUGGAAGUGAUGAUGACGACGAUGAGGAAGAUGAUGAAGAUGAUGAGGAGGAACCAGUGGACUUCUUUGAAGAUGCUUCAUCUGAUGAUGAGGGAUUUGACGAUGAGGAUGAUGAAGAUGAUGAAGAUGAUGUCAACAUUACACACAAACAGGAUAAGAAGAGCACGCGUGACCUGAUGUAUGGGGACUUCUUUGCCGAGCCUGGUGCAGAGAUGGCAACAAAAUUCUCUAAGAAGAGGAAAGUACGUUUUGAAAGGGAAGAUGAAGAAGAAGAAGAGAUUGAAGAAGAUGGGAAUGAAAAGAACUUUGAAGAAGAGAGUUUUGAAGAGGCAGACUUUGAAGAUGCCGAUGAUGAGCUGCUUGCUGACCUCCGGAAGGCAUCAGGAACCAGGAAUAAGGAUGAUCUACUCCUGAGCGGCAGUGAGAGUGAAGGAGAGGAUAUCUCGGACAUCCUUGGUGGUCAGAGAAAGAAGGGAGAGGACAAGUCGUCUUUCGAGAAGCGCCAGGAAAAGCUCCGUAGCAAGAUUAAGGACUUGGAACAGUCUAAUUUGGCGAAGAAAUCUUGGCAGCUGACUGGAGAGGUUGCUGGGAUCAAACGACCUGAGAACAGCCUCCUUGAAGAAAACCUGGAAUUUGACGUCAGAACAAGACCAGCUCCCGUGAUCACCGAGGAGACCACCAAGAAUUUAGAGUCUUUGAUCAAGCAACGCGUCCUAGACCAGGCCUGGGAUGAUGUCCAGAGGAAGGCCAAGCCUAAAGAGGAGGUCAAGGAAUUCAAGAAGAGGGUGACCUUAGACCAGGAGAAGAGCAAGAUGAGUCUAGGAGAGAUCUAUGAACAGGAAUACAUCAAACAGACUCAGCAAGAAGCUGAAGAGGAAAAGGAAGAUCCAUUGCACAAGGAGAUCAAGGAAUCCAUGGAUUCACUCUUCAUCAAACUGGAUGCCCUUUCAAACUUCCACUUUGCUCCUAAACCAAUCGGUCCCGAGGUCAAGAUCAUCUCCAACACUCCAGCCAUCUCCAUGGAGGAGGUUGCACCAAUCAGUGUCGCUGAUUCCUCCUUGCUGGCUCCAGAAGAGAUCAAGGACAAGGAGAAGGGCGAGCUGAAGGGUAAGACAGAGAGGACGUCAGAGGAUCGGAACAGAGAUCUACGUAAGAAGAAGCAGAGGCAGCGAGCCAGGGCCAAGGACAGGGAAAGGAAGGAGAAGCUGGUUGAGAAAUUAAAUCCAGGGCUUGGUAACAAGUACAGCAAGAAGGCUGCAAUGGAAAGACUGGAAAAGAGUAGCAAAGCGCCAUCUAGUACCACUACAAUUGUAAAGGAUAUGGAGAAUACCAAAGGAAAUCUCAAAUCUUCCAAGGCAUUCUUCAGUAAGCUCCAAGAGGAAGUAGUCUCAGAGGUCCAUGGAUUCAAGACCAAGAAAAAGAAAAAGAAGGUCAUGUCAGGAACACAACUCAAAUUGUAAAUUGUGAAACUGAUUUUGGACACCCAAUUGUACUGAAUAUCCAAAUAUCGAUGGUGCCUACAGUACAUGUACCUCGAGCGUGUUUUGAAUCUGCCAGAAUCCGGUAAACCUCGCAUCUUGCAAGCAGGAAUAUUUUUCAUGAAAAUUCUGGUAACAUUCAAAGUGGAAUUCAAGAGUGACCUUUAUUGUUACUGCUUUGUGAGAGUACUUCCGUUGACCAGAUGACUGAUUGAUACUAAUCAACCUUCCAGUGAACUGUGGUCCGAUUUGAAUAUGGUGGGAAUGCAAUAUUAAAAUGUUAAAGGGUGUCUGGAUGCAGUAUGAAUGCAAUGCAAAUGCCAAUCAAUAGUUCUUCACAAGUUCCCAUUUAAGUUUUCUUCCUCAAAAGCAGAAGGCUUGCCUCACAAAUUAUUUGAACAUUUUGAACAUUUUGAUUGUAUGUAAUCUUCCAUGAGAAAGAAAAUCUGUUAUGAAUCAGAGUCUGUGUAAACAAAAAAUGGAGGAUAAAGGCAAUGUAUGUGACAGACGAGAGGGAGUGAAGAAAAAGGGGAAGGGGGUAUCUUUUAUAAUUCUCACAAUUUCCCAUGAAUAAAGCAAACAUGUUAAAGCUAACUCGGUGUAUGAAACACAGAAUUCCUUGUG
This is a messenger RNA of Lytechinus variegatus (green sea urchin), 2882 nucleotides long. RefSeq names its product U3 small nucleolar ribonucleoprotein protein MPP10-like (gene mphosph10). The transcript has 9 exons. The coding region runs from base 24 to 2240 and encodes 738 amino acids. Gene Ontology annotation, cellular component: Mpp10 complex; nucleus; small-subunit processome. Gene Ontology annotation, biological process: rRNA processing. The record is from RefSeq and is a predicted model, not a curated record. Lineage: Eukaryota; Metazoa; Echinodermata; Echinoidea; Temnopleuroida; Toxopneustidae.